UUCACCAGAGGGAAACAAGGCGCCAGCGCGCUACCAAAAUGUGCUAGGGUUUUGCCGAUCGACUCGCAGGGCGAGGAUCGAUCUAUGGCGCCCGAGGGAUCGGCUCUAGUCGCAAUGUCGGCCGCGAUGUCGUGCGGCCAGCUCCAUCGCCUCAAAGGGAUGCAACAAAAGAGGAAACCAGCUGGGAGAGAAAUUCUAUUCUUCCAUGGCAAUGUUUGCUCCAAGAGUUUUCUUCUAGGCAGCAGAGGUCUAGAAGGAAAACUCGUUCUUUGGACGAAUCCAAGGCUAAGGCCGAGCAGGAGAAAAAUGGUGGCAUACUGCUGGGGGACCUCUUCGCCUGGUUCCGAGAGUAUAGAUCAGUUGGAGAGCGAGAAAAAAUCCAACGAGGAGCCUGCCAUGGAAAUCAAUACCAGUAAUGGAACUUCCAGCGAUGAAAGCCACUCGUUCACCACUACUGCUAGCGUGGAGGACGACAAACCAAAGUCCUGGUUCGACAGGAUACCAAAGCGAUGGCAGAUUGUAGCCUUGUGCUUCUUCGCGUUCCUCCUGUGCAACAUGGAUCGGGUGAAUAUGAGCAUUGCUAUUCUCCCAAUGGCUUCCGAGUUCCAUUGGAACUCCACCACAGUCGGUUUAGUGCAAUCGUCAUUCUUUUGGGGAUAUCUUCUCACACAGAUCGCUGGAGGUGUGUGGGCAGACAGCAUUGGAGGGAAGAAAGUUUUAGGAUUCGGAGUGAUAUGGUGGUCAGUAGCAACAGUUUUGACUCCGCUAGCAGCAAAACUUGGCCUGCCAGUGCUAUUCGCAGUCCGAGCUUGCAUGGGAAUUGGCGAGGGCGUUGCAAUGCCUGCAAUGAAUAAUCUUCUCUCUCGUUGGAUUCCGGUGACCGAACGCAGUAGAUCGCUUGCCUUGGUGUACAGUGGAAUGUAUCUUGGAUCGGUGACAGGACUUGCGUUUUCUCCCGCCUUGAUUCACAAGUAUAACUGGCCCUCAGUUUUCUUCACGUUUGGUUCGUUGGGAGCGGUCUGGUUUACAUUCUGGCAGAAAAACGCAUAUAGCUCGCCUGCGGAAGAUCUCACGCUUUCGGAGGAAGAGAAGAAUUACAUACUCGGAGAUAGCGCUCAAGAGAAAGUAGCUAUCGGCGAGAUACCCUGGGGUCAGCUUCUAUCUGAACCAUCUGUGUGGGCGCUAAUAGUUUGUCACUUUUGUCACAACUGGGGGACUUUCAUUCUCUUGACAUGGAUGCCGACGUACUACAACCAGGUUUUGGGAUUCAAUCUGAUGGAAUCCGGAAUGUUUUCAGUCCUUCCUUGGUUGACAAUGGCGUUGUCCUCUAAUCUUGGGGGAUGGAUAGCUGACAAUCUUGUAAAGAGGGGAGUUUCGGUCACACUUGUUCGGAAGGUGAUGCAAUCCAUUGGUUUUCUUGGCCCGGCUUUUUUCCUUACGCAGCUUAGCCAUAUCCGUUCGCCUUCUGGUGCUGUUCUGUGUAUGAUGGCUUCCCAGGGUUUGGAUGCUUUCUCGCAGUCGGGAUUGUAUUCCAACCAUCAAGAUAUUGGCCCUCGCUAUGCGGGAGUAUUGCUCGGACUCUCCAAUACUGCGGGAGUUCUUGCUGGUGUCAUAGGAACUGCUGCAACAGGAUACAUCUUGCAGCAUGGGACAUGGGAUGACGUCUUCAAAGUAGCAGUCGCAUUGUAUUUAGUGGGAACAGUUGUUUGGAACCUUUUCUCAACAGGAGAGCGAGUUAUCGACUGACAAAAAUUGUUUUUCCCGAUUAGUAAAUCAAUAACGUAAAUUGCGGGGAGUUUUAAUGCGAGUCCUGUCUUAUGAAAUGCUCCUGCUGUAAGAAAUCCAGUUUAAUCAGAUGCUUUCUCCACGAUCCAACACGAGCUGCUGAAUUAAGAGCGGCAUCAUCAGUCGAACACAUGUUCGCAAGCACAACAUAGAGCGAUGGAUCGCCAGGAUGCAACUCAAGGACACACUGCGCAAGCCGAGCUCCCCUCUCGACGUCCUUGUGACUCUUGCACGACCCGAGCAAGCACGUCCAGUCCAAGAUAUUGGGAACAAACGGCAUCGUAAAGACGAGCUCCUCCGCCUCCUCCAGGUACCCGGACCGUCCCAGAAGAUCCAGAACGCAGAAGAAAUGCUGUUUGGUGGUCUCGAGACCAAAGUCGAGCUUCAUCGAAACAAAGCAGCACCUUCCAUCGUAAACUUUGCCGGCAUGGCUGCAAGCGACGAUGAUCGACACGAAAGAAGAUUCAUCCGGCUGGUGGAGGGACUUUAAGUUGUCAAACACUUCCUUAGCGUCGUGGUAAUCUCCCCUAUGCGCAUACGCAUGAAGAAGAGUGCUCCACGAAACUAUGUCAAGCUCAGGCAUGAUAUUGAGAAGAUUCCGAGCCA
Messenger RNA from Selaginella moellendorffii, 2391 nucleotides. Its product is annotated as sodium-dependent phosphate transport protein 1, chloroplastic. Gene Ontology annotation, biological process: transmembrane transport. The transcript is spliced from 12 exons. Gene Ontology annotation, molecular function: transmembrane transporter activity. Bases 85 to 1746 code for a protein of 553 amino acids. The record is from RefSeq and is a predicted model, not a curated record. NCBI's taxonomy places the organism in Eukaryota, Viridiplantae, Streptophyta, Lycopodiopsida, Selaginellales, Selaginellaceae.